Molecule: messenger RNA, 1555 nt
Organism: Malus domestica (apple)
Lineage: Eukaryota; Viridiplantae; Streptophyta; Magnoliopsida; Rosales; Rosaceae
Product: protein MEI2-like 6
Molecular function (GO): nucleic acid binding
Source: RefSeq, a predicted model, not a curated record
AGUUAGCUGCACGCCACCCAAGGAUUCCAAACGUUUUACCUUCUAGGUGCUUUGAGAUUAUUGCAGAGAUAAAGCAACCCUCUGCGAGCACUAAAUCAUGAAACUCUCUCUCUUCCCUCUGGCUCUCUGAUAUUUCUCUCCAUGUUACGCCGCCAAUGCAUAACCGGAUUUAAGCCAUGAUGAGUAUAACGCGAAUUUCAAUUUUCAUCAUUUCAGGGAUCCGUAUCCAUACCUCGACCGUUUGUUUGAUUCAUCUCCACAUUUAUUUUAUAAACUCCCCUUCUUCCUCGGUUUUUCCUCGGUUUUUCGGCUCACUCAAGUCCACAUUUCUCAGUCCUUUUGUCAAUGGGUUCCAAACCUCUAAACCCUAUGGCUGAGCCAUUUUUCUUGUACCGUUUUCACACACCCUAUUUUCCUGCUCGGCCUGUGUGCGCUUAUUCAAUCGUUCACCAACCCAGGUACUUUUUUUGCCAAAUGAACCCGGUACAACCUGACCCAACUACAAACAAGAGGCGGAGAAAGAGUGUUAAGGGAAAGAGGAGCUUAGCUUCACAGAGGCCCAGAAACCCUUUGAAGAAGCUUGGAGAUGAGACCCAUGUGGUGGGUGCUCCUAGGGUUGUCGCAUGCGUGACCAAGAAAGAUCUGCCGACUGGGACGACGUAUGCGGCGUCUUAUCGGCAGAUGAAGAAAGGUUCUGUGCGCGGCUGUGGUGGUGUUAUUCCGUUUCCUUCAAGUCCUGAUCUGGAAAAUAGAUCCGGUCCUACAACGAUCAUGAUAAAAAAUAUCCCAAACCAAUUUCAGAGGUGUGAUUUGCUGACCGUCCUGAGAAAUCACUGCCGUGAUGAGAACCUACGGGCUUGCAGAGAAGGUGUUUCCACGAAAUCUGAGUUCGAUUUUGUUUAUCUUCCAAUGGAUUUUAAGCAAUUUUGGAACCACAAGAGGACUGCCAAUCUGGGCUAUGCCUUUGUUAAUUUCACCAGUUUUACCGGCGCGUACAGAUUUUACAAGAAGUUCCACAAUGAACAAUGGAAGGUACGCAGCAACAAGAAAACAUGUGAAAUUACUUCCGCUAAGAUUCAGGGGCUGGAAGCUCUGAAGAAGAACUUUGAGAGUAAAGUGUUUUGGUGCCACACGGAGGAGUAUUUGCCUGCGGUGGUGGAACCUCCGAGUGACGGUGUUCUGCGGCAGCCCAAAGUCACUCCGGUUGGGACACGUGUAGGGUUGCCCUUCGUGGAUUAUAGAGAGGUUAAGAGAGAGAUCUGAUGGCAGUGCGUGAGGCUGGGGUGACCUGUGUUUUCAUUCUCUCCCUAGCUGGAGUAGUCUAAUCAGCACUUCUGAUUUUUACUUUGGUCGAAAAUCAGCACUUGGUUUAGUUGCAAUAUCUUAGGGUGAAGUGGAAACAUAGGGGUUUAAGAUCAUGACUAGUCUUGUUUAGUAGGUUUUUUCUUUUAAUCUAGUUUUGAUUAGCAUGCAUGUGAAAUGUUAAUCUCGGAUUUGCUUAAUUAUGGUUUUCUGAGUUUUCAUGUUUUAUGUGCCAUAGGUGCCAACUGCUGCU